Molecule: messenger RNA, 2091 nt
Organism: Scheffersomyces coipomensis
Lineage: Eukaryota; Fungi; Ascomycota; Pichiomycetes; Serinales; Debaryomycetaceae
Exons: 1
Coding region: 1-2091 (696 amino acids)
Source: RefSeq, a predicted model, not a curated record
AUGUCCUAUCUAACUAAAAUCUGGAUGAAAGAACCAAGAGAGUAUAUUUUCAAGAUUGAUACUUGUGUUAUUGAAAAGAGUGUGCUCUUAAUUAAGCAACAUCUGCAGGAUGUUAACUACAAUUAUUUACAAGAAGUUAGAAGGAUUUCUCAAUUUGAAGAAUCAGAAAUGAAUCGAGAAGUAGAAUUUGAGUAUGUGUCUGACUCAGUUGAUGUUGAAAAUGAAAAACUUAGAAAAGAAAUGGCCUACAGGUUAUUCUACUUUCAUAAAUUUGUUGGUAAUCAACUGACAUUUGAGGAAACAAGAAGAUAUAAAACUUUCUUAAUUAGUGAUGGAACAGAUGUCACAGCAGCAAUCAAUGUUUUUAUGGGAUGGAUGAUCCAAAAGAUGGAUAAAGUAGAAACAAUCCGGUAUUUAGAUUCAUAUUGUGGAAAUAUAUUAAUCCUUUCAACAAUAUUUUCUUUUCCCUUCCCACUGAAUCAAGAUGAUACCCCAGAUCAACAAUUAAAGGAAAAACUAACUUCUUGGGAACCAUUUCAAGAAGAUUGGUCAAUGCAGUCAAUAUUCAAUGAGUAUGAUGAUCACAGUAGUGAAUUUUUAACUUUCUUUAAUGAAUAUCGACAACUUAAAGUUGAUUACAGUGAAGGCGAUUAUGAUGUACUAUUAGAUUCCACCUCAAUACUAAAGAGAAUUGUAGACCGUGCACUUAGUUUUCCUUGUGUUGUUUAUACCACUUCGGAUUCUAAACCGAAUUUUGCUGUAGUUUUUAGUAAUGCAAUUUUGUAUCCUGUCAUAAUGCUCUUGAAUCUUGAGUUCGGGCAUAUUUUUACUGAAUAUAAAGACAUAAUCCAAAACAUUUCGAGACCUGAUAUUUAUUUGAGUCGUCUUUUAAAUGGAGUAAAAUUUGCAAUUCCAUUAGAAUUUAAGUUCUCGGGAUUGAUGGAAACAUAUCUUGAGAAUGGUAUAGAGUUAGUUGAGCUUCUAAAUCAACUGAUUUAUCAAAUGCUUACCUUGAGCUCACAUAUAGGUUUUAUCUGUGAUAAAGAUUCUAUACUAGUAAUCAAACUAUCACCUGAAAUAAAUCCAACUAUGACUACUGACUCAUUGAUGCUGAUAAAAAUGGCAAAAGUAAACUGUGAAAUAAAUUGCUACAACUAUAAGAGUCUUGGAUUUAGUCCGUCCUUCUUGAUUUAUAGUUUAAUCAAAUCAUACUUCGAAGAAUCAAGCACAGACAAUUUACUACUUGUAAGAGGUAUAUUUGAAUCUAUGAAACUCAAAAAUGAUGAGAAAGAAGAAGUGAAAAAUGGGAAAUAUAAUUUCUUAGUUAAUGAAUGGAAAACUGGUUUCAGAGAGUACAAGUUGGAAGGUGAUUACUACGUGAGAGAUGAUAUAAGUAAAUUAAAAAUACCCACAAUAUUUAUAGAAAGAAUAUUUGAUGAAGAUAUUAAUUUUGAAGACACAAUCCACCAAUCAGAAUUUGAGAUAGUUGGUAUUAUUCAAGAAAGUUCAGAUGAAAGAAAGCAUAACUCAAAUGUUUACAGGGUAAAACGAUUGAAAGAUGAGAGUGUAAAUCCUUCUAUGAUUCUUAAAAUCUAUGAUCCUACAACUUCCACAUAUCUUAAAGGAUAUACCCAGGUUCUGACUUUCUGGAAUAGUAAUUUGUACUGUUUGGGAAUGUUUCUAAAUGAAUUAAGAGCUUACCGUAUGUUGGGGAGAAGAAAUAGUCGUGGAAUAUACAUGGAAAUACCACAUUCAGCUUCUGAUACUGAACCUCAAGAUGAGGAAAGUGCUGCUCCUUACAUCUAUUCAUAUGGCUUCUUAGAUUGGAUCCAUAAUGGAAAACGAUUGUGUGGUUAUUAUUUGCUUAUGGAAGAAGUACCAUGUAACUAUCCAGAUACUGAAGAAAUAUUUCAGAUAUUGGCAGAAAGUUCUCUUCUUCAAAUUCAUUCUAGGAAUAUUGAGCAUGGAGAUAUUAGACUUGAAAAUUUCAGAUACGAUGCUCUUAAAGGAAAGGUCAUAUUUUUCGAUUUUAGCUCAUCAAUAGUCGACAAAGAAGAACAUUCAUAUCUACCGACGUACCGCCGUAACUAA